UUGUCUGAUAAUUGACAGGUCUUGGAGGAAGAGUAUCAGUUCCGUUAUAUUUUAAUUGAAUUAGUUUACUAAAGCAAUCAGUAGCUCUUUUUGUUUCUGAAACACAUUAAGCCAGCCUCAGUCUGGAUUUUUUUUUGUUAUGGACUGCAACAAAGAAGAGGCCAUCAGGGCCAAAAACAUUGCGGAGAAGAAGAUGCAGAAUCGGGAUUUUUCUGGGGCUCUUAAAGUUGCGAUCAAGGCCAAACAACUUUGCCAGGACCUGGAGAAUAUUUCUCAGAUGAUAAUGGUGUGUGAUGUGCAUUGUGCUGCUGAGAAACCAUUCUUUGGUAACGAGAAGGAUUGGUAUGCCAUACUUAAGCUGGAGCAGACAGCUGAUGAAGGUUCAAUAAAGAAGCAGUAUAGAAAAUUUGCCCUCCAGCUUCACCCAGAUAAGAAUAAGUUUCCAGGGGCAGAAGCGGCUUUUAAGUUGAUUGGGGAUGCUCAGAGGACACUUUUGGAUCCAGACAAAAGAUCUGCAUAUGACAUGAAACGCAAAGUGACUGUUAAUAGACCGACUCCGGCAGCAGCAUUUCGUCCCCCGCAAUAUCCGAGUUGGCAUCCACACACAGCUGCUCAGAAUAAUAUCCCAAAUUUUUCUGGAUUGAAUUCUCAACAACAGCGACAACCACCAACUCAAGCAGGGUUUUCCAAUGGCCAGAGCACUUUUUGGACAAAGUGUCCGUACUGUACAGUUAGGUACCAGUACUAUACAGAAGUACUUCACAGAUCUCUUCGUUGUCAAACUUGCAAAAAGAACUUUGUUGCCUAUGAUUCAGGUGCAGUUUCACAGGCAACUAAUAUGAAUCAAUCAAAUUUCCCCCCACAAGGAGUUGCCCAGAAUCAGAGUGCUGGCAGAGCGGAUCAAGAAUCUCAAAGGAAGUUCACUAAGGAGAAUGUUUUUACAGCUUUUGUACCAAAGGCAGCAAACACUUCAGAAGCCCGGACAGAAAAAGUGAAUGGUAAAAGAGGAAGGAAGCAAAUUGUUGAUUCCAGUGAAAGCUGUGACAGUGAAAGCAGCAUUAAGUCAGAAGAGGAUGUGGUGGUUGAUGGCAAUGGUGAAGCUUUGUCUGGAAAGAAGGUUGGUUCUCAAGUACCGCAGAAUGUGCGGAGAUCUGGGAGGCAUAAGCAACAUGUUUCUUACAAUGAAAAUUUAAGUGAUGAGGAGGACAUAGUUAAUCCCACAAAAAAGCCCAAGGGAAGUGGAUCACACUGUGCCACUGAAGAAAUGGCCAACGAAGACAAGCCUGUAAACAAAAAUCAUGAGAAAGAAGAUAAGAAGGAGAUGGACCAUGGAAAUGGUAAGCAUUUUGAGGCAAGCUUACCCAAUGGUAAGAAUACUAGGGAAGCUUCUGCUGAUGGUAUCAAGGGAAAUUCAAACCCUGCUGUUGAUGAUUCUGUGUCGGAUUCCAGUUUGGAAGAAACAGAAGAGCCCAAGGUUUUUGAUUACCCUGACCCUGAGUUUAAUGACUUCGACAAAGAGAAGAAAAAAGAGUGUUUUAAAGUAGGUCAGAUUUGGGCUUUGUAUGAUACGCAGGAUGCCAUGCCUAGAUUCUAUGCUCGGAUCAGAAGAGUCUUUUCAUCUGGGUUCAAGCUGAGGAUAACGUGGCUAGAACCUGACCCAGAUGAUGAGAAUGAAGUACAGUGGGUCAGUGAAGGUUUACCUGCUUCUUGUGGUAACUUCAAAUAUGGAGGGUCUGAAAACGUUGAAGAUCGUCUUAUGUUUUCCCUUUUGAUAUAUUGGGAAAAAGGAACAUCUAGAGAUACCUAUAAGAUAUUUCCAAGAAAAGGAGAAACUUGGGCCCUUUUUAAGAACUGGAAUAUCAAAUGGAAGUCUGGUGCCCAAAAACACGAGUAUGAAGUUGUUGAGAUCUUAUCAGAGGAUGCUGAAGGUGUAGGGGUACAGGUUGCUUACUUGACUAAGGUCAAAGGGUUUGUUAGUGUCUUCUCGCCAAUGAAUACGGAUACAUUUCUAAUUCCACCCAGGGAACUAUUCAGGUUUUCACACAGGGUUCCAUCAUUCGCCCUGACCGGUAAAGAGAGGCAAGGGGUGCCAAAAGGUUCAUUUGAACUCGAACCUGUUUCUUUACCUGAAGAAUUUUUUGUUUCCGAGGACUUGGAGGAGGAAGGUGGUAAUGGAAGAAAUCCUAGUGGUUCAUGUCCUGAAGUUUCAGAAACGGAGAAGCCAAUGGUGGGAUCAAAUAAUUCUGUUCCUCCGGAUUCUUCUUUUGAAAUUCCAGAACCAGAAUUCCACAAUUUUGACACUACAAAAACGAAGGAAAAGUUCCGCAUUGGUCAGAUAUGGGCACUGUAUGGUGAUGAGGAUGGCAUGCCAAAGUACUACGGUGAGAUCAAGAAAGUCGAUUCCCAUCCAGUUUUCAAAAUACAUUUGAGAUGGCUUUUUCGUAGCCCAUCAGAAUCCACGGUCGAGUGGUCUGAUCCGGACAUGCCAACUUCUUGUGGGAGAUUUAGAAUUGGAAAUGGUUCCCAGACCUACACCUCCACCGAUUCCUUUUCUCAUUUGUUAAAAGCCGAGCCUACCGGUUCGAAGGCAGAAUAUACCAUUGUACCUAGAAGAGGCGAAAUCUGGGCCUUGUACCGGAACUGGACUCGAGACAUAAAAUGUUCUGACUUAGAGAACUGGGAAUAUGACAUAGUGCAGGUUUUGGAGGAAAAUCACUCUCUUUUCAAGGUUUUACUUUUAGACAAAGUAGACGGCUUCAAUUCCGUUUUCAAGCCCCAGGUAAAAGGAGGAACGCAUGUUACACUCAAAAUCCCUCGAGCCGAUCAGCUUCGAUUUUCUCAUCAGAUUCCAUAUUUCCAGCUAACCCAUGAGAGAAAUGGAAGCUUAAGAGGAUCUUGGGAACUUGAUCCUGCAGCAUUGCCACCACAUUAUUUUUCUUCCUAGAGUAUUGAGUAGCAAGAUUAUUAAAUGCCCACUUUUCUUCACAUCAUGUGUACAUUACAUGAUCGGUCAGUGGUUUUAAAAACAGAACAACUAUGGUUAAAGUCUUGUUGAAUCAUAUGUUUUGAUGUAAAACAAUUGUAACAUCAUUAUGAUUUUGAGGAGUUAAUGUAAUUCUAUCUACGUCAUUGC
Molecule: messenger RNA, 3133 nt
Organism: Hibiscus syriacus
Lineage: Eukaryota; Viridiplantae; Streptophyta; Magnoliopsida; Malvales; Malvaceae
Exons: 1
Coding region: 140-2944 (934 amino acids)
Source: RefSeq, a predicted model, not a curated record